Molecule: messenger RNA, 2239 nt
Organism: Zerene cesonia (dogface butterfly)
Lineage: Eukaryota; Metazoa; Arthropoda; Insecta; Lepidoptera; Pieridae
Gene: 5-HT2B
Product: D(4) dopamine receptor
Exons: 8
Biological process (GO): adenylate cyclase-activating adrenergic receptor signaling pathway
Cellular component (GO): membrane
Molecular function (GO): G protein-coupled receptor activity
Source: RefSeq, a predicted model, not a curated record
GAGGCAUUGAAUAAUAAAGUUUUAUUGGAAAUUAAAUUCGCGCCGUUAUAUGAAUAUGUGUGAGUGGUAAAGACGAAACAUCGCUGUUAAGUUUAUUGCGAGAACAUAAACUCUGAGUGUGGAUGUUGAAAACAGAUUGGAUAGCGUGAAGAUGAUAAAUGUACCAGGGAUGUUACUCAAAGAAUGAACAAGAAAAUGGACCCGCCGAAUACAAUAUACCACAUUUAUGAAAUAAGAUGAAUCGCUUCCGCAAAAUGAAAUUGAAUACGACACCGCAAGCGCCUAACAAUGAAUGAGCUGGAGUUCAUUAUCUAUCCAACUGGCGAUGCUAUCGAUAACUUUAAUGUAACUUGGAGUGUUAUAACAAGCAACUAUAGUAUAAUUGAAGACAAAAACGGCAAUGGAACGGAAACGGACGAUAAGGAUAAAGACGUGAAUAAUUGGUGGGCGUUGAUUGCAUUAGUGUUGGUGGUGUGCACGGCGGCUGGGAAUGUGUUAGUGUGUUUGGCGAUCUACUUGGAGAGGAGGUUGCAGAAUGUGACGAACUAUUUCCUGAUGUCCCUGGCGAUUACGGACCUCCUGGUGGCGGUGUUGGUGAUGCCCGUGGGCAUACUGACUCUAGUGAGAGGUUAUUUCCCGCUUCCAGCGGUCUACUGCCUGGUGUGGGUAUGCCUAGAUGUUCUUCUGUGCACGGCGUCUAUUAUGCAUCUAUGUACUAUAAGUGUUGAUAGGUAUCUCUCUUUGCGCUACCCAAUGCGUUUUGGCAGGAACAAGACAAGGAAGAGAGUCACAAUCAAAAUCAUGUUUGUCUGGAUCCUAUCCACUGCUAUGAGCUUACCAUUAAGUCUCAUGUAUUCUAAGAACGAGGAAUCGGUUCUAAUCGGUGGUUCCUGUCAAAUCCCCGAUCCGCUAUACAAAGCGAUCGGUUCGGUUAUAUCCUUCUAUAUACCUCUGGGGGUGAUGCUACUGACAUACGCGCUGACGGUGCAACUACUCGCGAGGCAACGGAAGGGCUUGGGCCAGGGGUGGGCCGCGGGAUGGCUCGGUGCGAUCCCCAUCGGUAUUUAUGGCAUGCUUUAGCGCCGUUGUACAUGGAAGAGGUUUCUCAGCCCAAGAGGAGGGACACCACAACACUCCGCCGCCUCCACCGAAACCGAAUUACCACCGAUUGACACGAGGGAUCUGUGGCUACAAGAUUCCAGUGAGCCCGCUCCAUCAGCAAUGAGCGCACUGCAUCAUUUUGGGGCAGAGAUGUUGCGCCUGUCUCGAGGCUUGGAAGCUUCCGCUGCAGCUAAGGCAUCCAAAGGGACAAACAUAUCCGAUAAGGGGGGGAUGCUAACACCUGGAUCCCUGAGUGUUUCAUCGAGUUCACCAUCUUCUAUGUUACAAGACAAAAGAAGGCCAUCUUCAGCUUGUGAUCCAAAUACUCCACUACACAGAGCAAGGAGCGCUUCAGACGACGAAGGAAAUGAUGGCCUUCUUGCCCCUGUCACCCUAACUGCGAAAUCGCGAAGUUCGGAAGAUGGUUUAUUAUUACCACCACCUUGCACGUGCCCUUACUUCGGUUCUGAAUCAACACCACCAAGAAGAACCACAGAAGUUAUUAUCGUACCCGGUGGAGACAUAAAUGGGUGUAAUGGAUACCCAAGAAAUGGAAACUUGAAACCCGAAGAAUCUUCCGCGAGUUUCUUCAGACGACCCAGUAGAGGCGCAUCUUCUAUGGUGACUUGGGAAGAAGCGAGAAGAUUCAGACGGGGCUCCAGCUUUGGUGCAGCAAGAACAACUCUUUCGACGCCUGUUAGAACCAUUCGUGGCCAGAGAUCUAAUAACUCCCGCCCACAGACCAACGCCACCCCGCAAAGGCAGACUCCCAGAACGCAUCAUUCGAGAAAUUCCAGUGUAAUAUCGCGUAAUUCCUCUCGCCACGGGAGAAUAUUGCGGCUCGAACAAAAGGCGACUAAAGUUCUCGGGGUUGUGUUUUUUACUUUUGUCGUGCUGUGGGCUCCGUUUUUCAUUUUAAAUAUGGUGCCAGCCGUUUGUCCGGAAUGCGAGAAGCGUAUACCUAUAUGGGUGUUCGACUUCGUGCUCUGGUUGGGUUACGCUUCCUCUAUGGUGAAUCCAAUAUUCUAUACGAUAUUUAACAAAGUAUUUAGGCAGGCUUUUAAGAAAGUUCUGCUUUGUCAGUAUUGUAAGAAGAGAAGAUAGCCAGCACCCUGGGAGCGUAUCCGACCUUCCUCUG